AUUCAAUGGUGGUGGUCUUUGAAAUUGUUUCCAUCAAGAAUCUUAUUCAAAAAUUGAAAAAAAAAUAAUCGUGAUCAACGAACAACGAACAAAACACCUUGAAUAACACGAAAAAAUAACACUCACACAGACAAAGAGAUUAUCAUUUUAAACGUCCGAAUUUUUUGAAGAAAAAAUGGCAACCGAAAUUAGCAUCAAAUCUUUAUCGACAGCAACAAUGUUGUCGUCGUCGAGAAGAAAAAGUAAUAGGAAAAACAUUCAUAACAUUCAUAAUAACAAUAAUGUGAUGUUGACAAUAAAAUCAGUUUUUAUUAUCAUAAUAUUAAUAAUAAAUAUGAUAAAAUUUACAAAUCAAAUGAUGAUGUAUCAAACAAAUUCAUCACCAGCUCCGUUACGUAUUGGUAGAAUACCAUUAAAAGUACCAGUGAUAAAAGGACGUGUACCAUAUGUAACAUUCACUUCGACAUCGAAUGGUCAACAAAUUUAUUCAUCAUUAACUGAUUCCGCUGCUGCAUCCGCAUCCACAUCUGCGGCUGCCGCAUCAACAACAACAAACGAUGCAAAAUCAUCAACACAACCAUUAUCAUCAUCAUCAUCACCGACAACACCAACAUAUCAAACAUAUACGGAAAGACCAAUAUUGUUACAAAACAACAACAACAACAACAACAAUGUUGUUUCAACAACAAAAUUAUCAAAUUUAAAUAACAAUAAAUUAAAUCAUCAUCAACAUUCUCGAAUGAUAAAUAAUCGUUUUCCAUUAAAUGAAUUGGUCAAUGUAAUUGCACAAGCAGCAAUCAAUGGUGAUAUACCAUUCAAUAAAGUUGAUCUAAAUAAACCAUUUAAAAUGCAACAAUUACAAAUACCAAUAUUAUUAUUACGCCCGGAAGAUAUUUAUAAAGCAUCUGGUAGUAAUAAUAUUAAUUUUAAAUUGAUAACUGCUCAACCGAUUCGGAUACCGAUUUAUGAUUCCAUUACAAAAACCUGA
This is a messenger RNA of Dermatophagoides pteronyssinus (European house dust mite), 988 nucleotides long. RefSeq lists its product as uncharacterized. NCBI's taxonomy places the organism in Eukaryota, Metazoa, Arthropoda, Arachnida, Sarcoptiformes, Pyroglyphidae. The record is from RefSeq and is a predicted model, not a curated record.